Pseudocercospora fijiensis CIRAD86 is the source of this 2140-nucleotide messenger RNA. RefSeq lists its product as uncharacterized. NCBI's taxonomy places the organism in Eukaryota, Fungi, Ascomycota, Dothideomycetes, Mycosphaerellales, Mycosphaerellaceae. The transcript is spliced from 2 exons. The annotation marks the transcript as partial. The record is from RefSeq and is a predicted model, not a curated record.
UAUAGUUGCAUUCUGCGGUUCCAAAGGAAGUUUCCAUCAGUCCACCUCGGUGCCACCCGCAGAGCUGAACCUUCAGAAGCGGUUCUCGUCACGAACGGUCAUGAUCACAGCCCUGACUUCAUACGGACCGCUCUUCAACGAACGCAUCGGAAACGUAACACCAAUGCGAUUUACAAGUCUGCCGAAAGCUUUCUGCAGGAGUCGGGAGCCGCUGGUCUGCAGAAAUCAGGUAGAAUAUCCGUAUUAUCAUGAAAGCCGACAAAGCCUGGCAGACUCCACGGCGCUGGGAUGCUUCGUUUGCGCGAGUGUCACGCGCUCCACGUUGCUCGGGAGGAACCCCUUCGCCGGCAGCACGAACUUCGGUUCUUAUUCGAGCACAUCUCACUACAUCAGGAUUCUGAGUGCGCCAGACAGGAGCCAUGAACGCGGGGACGUUUGCGGUUCAGUACAGGUACACGAGCUCGGCGAGGAGAUCGCCACGCUGAGUGCGUCAGCCUUGUGUAGUCCUUCGACAGGCAGCCAGGCAACGCUCUCUGUUGCCCAAUAUUGGUUGGGUGAAUGUAUGAAGACACAUGCGAAGUGCGGAGCAGGCUCAGAUCCGCAAUGGUAUCCCACCCGAUUAUUGGAUCUGUCUCAAAGCCGAAUACGAUUGAUCGAGACGACAGGAAAAACAUUGAAUGGACGAUACGCGACGCUCAGCCAUUGUUGGGGAGGUGAAACCAUACCGGUAAUGAACUCGGAGAAUCAUGAUACUUUCGUGUCAAUCGGUCGAGCCUUGUCGGAAUUUCCCAAGAGCCACGCUGAGGCUAUUGAAGCUGCAAGGACAUUGGGGUUCCGAUAUUUUUGGAUCGAUUGCUACUGCAUUAUGCAAGCUGGCAUGAAUGCCUCUUUUACUUCGGACAAAGCAAAAGAGUUGACUAUGAUGAAAUUGGUUUGUGCCAACAGCGCACUCAAUAUUGGUGCAACGAGUGCAUCUGCGCCAAGCAUCGGUUGCUUCACAGAUCAUAAUGGUAGCAUUGUAUGUCCAGACAGGAUCACCCUGACCCGGCCUGGACUCGCUCGACCUCAGGUCUUCCAGGUUGAUUCUUUCGACUAUGUGAUCGACAAAGAUAUGUUUUACCGCAAAAACAAACUCUUCACGCGAGGUUGGGUUUUUCAGGAACGUCUCCUGGCACCAAGGAUGCUCCACUUCGCUGGUGAACAAUUGUACUGGGAAUGUUCAGACGUGCCUUUGGCCAGCGACAGGCUGCCAUUCAACAUCCAAGAGCGGGCCAAUCCAGAGUUUCCAUUUAAUCUAGACCGGAAUGAUGUCCAAAUUUCGAAAUAUAAUGCCGGAGUUUGGGAGAAUGUUGUCAUGGCAUAUUCUCGGCUUGAACUUUCGUACCCCCUCGAAGACAAAUUUGCCGCUCUCAGUGGUGUUGCUGAGCGUAUGACAGAGCUUCUCGAUGAGCAGUACAUUGCAGGCCUCUUCAAAAGUCGACUGCCCCAACAAUUAUGCUGGUACCGGGAGCCUGGGAGUUCACGCGACAAAAGAUGGCGUGCACCGUCCUGGAGCUGGGCUUGUAUGGACGGCCGUGUCGGGUUUUCUGGUGGUCUCGAGGAAGCGCUUGCAGAGUACGUGUCGUCAGCAGUCUAUCCGCACCACCUCGGAAAUGAUUACGGCCGCCUGAAAGAUGCGUCCAUCACACUGAGCGGCCGUAUGCUUGAGGGACGCAUUCGAAGACAUCCAUCUAGGCUCAGAAAUGCCAAGCGAGUCCUGCAAGAGGACCUCAAUCUCGAGGUUGGCUCUAUUGAAAUACAAAUGAAUAAUGCUCUUGGAGUUGGAUUUCACGGCUCCAGCUUUGACGAUGACAUUCUACUGGGAUCGCCCAGUGGCUCCACAUUCUACCUGCUUCCUCUCGUAUGGUGCGACAACAGUAAAUGGCAAUUGCCUCAUUUGACGGCUGAAGAAACUUUGAAUACAUCCCAAGAACUGCUGGAACAGCAGUCGACAUUGGAGAUGCGCGGGCUCGUGCUCGAAACAUCGAAGGAUGAGGCGUUGAAGAGGUGUGGCCAGUUCCACAUUUCAGGCACUGAGGAUCCUGUGAAGCUUCUGAAGAUGUGGGCAUCGAUAUCUCCUGCUCAUGUGCCCAUCAUUUGA